UUUAUUGCUUUAGCUGGACACUCGGCCAUGUAUGUCCUUAGUUAGGGAACCACAGUGUGCUUCACACAGUAUGAGCAAAGGUCAUCUAGAGAAGCUGUCAGAAGAAGGUGUUUUUUUGAGCUGGAAAUAAGUCCCAGGACAGUGGCAUUGCAGAGAUGGAGGAGCUCCCUGUUCCUCAGCACAUUAAAAUCAGCAACAUCACUUGUGACUCCUUCAAGAUCUGUUGGGACAUGGAUUCCAGGGCCAAGGAGCGCAUCACACACUAUUUUAUUGACCUAAACAAGAAAGAGAACAAGAAUGCCAACAAGUUCAAGCACAAGGAUGUACCCACUAAGCUGGUAGCAAAGGCAGUGCCUCUGCCCAUGACAGUGAGAGGCCACUGGUUUCUGAGCCCACGCACAGAGUACACUGUAGCUGUCCAAACAGCCUCCAAACAGAGUGACAGAGACUAUGCGGUCUCCGAGUGGAGUGAGGUUGUGGAGUUCUGCACAGCCGAUUACUCCACAGUCCAUCUCACACAGCUGCUGGAGAAAGCGGAGGCUAUCGCAGGCAGAAUGUUGCCAUUCUCUGUGUUCUAUCGCAACCAGAACAAAGAGUACUUUGACAAUGCAAGGCAUGCACAGAAAAACAAGAUGCUGCCAUCAGUGAAGGACAACAGCGGUAGCCAUGGCUCACCCAUUAGUGGCAAGCUGGAAGGCAUCUUCUUCAGCUGUAACACCGAAUUCAAUACAGGUGCCCCACCACAGGACUCGCCGUACGGCCGCUACCGCUUCCAAGUGCCAGCUGAGGCUCUCUUCAACCAUGACACCAACCUGUACUUUGCUGAUUUCUACUGCAUGUACACGGCAUACCACUAUGUGAUCCUGGUGCUGGCACCGCGUGGCUCACCAGGGGAUGGAUUCUGCAAGCAGAGGCUCCCCUUACUGGAUAUCGCUGACAACCGGUUUCUGACAUGUGCUGAGGACGAAGAAGGGCACCUUUCUUUCCACCAUGCGCAGGACAUCAUCCUUGAGGUGAUCUAUACAGACCCGGUGGACUUGAGCCUGGGCACAGUGGCUGAGAUCAGUGGGCAUCAGCUCAUGAGCCUGUCUACGAUCAACGCCAAGAAGGACCCCAGCUGCAAGACCUGUAAUAUCAGCGUUGGCCGCUAAAUCCCUGUUCAAGCACCCUCUGUUGUUCUGUUCUGUUCUGUCCUGUUUUUUCCUGUUUUCUUUCCUUGAAAUCUUUUCUUUAAGUCUUCUUUAAUAACCCUUUAGGAGCCUCAAGGCUCCUCGACAGCAUGCGUCUCUCAGCUUUUUACCAAACACUCAUCUAUUAUUGAGUUAGACUAUACUGUAGCCCUAUUUUUCUAUUGAUGCCCAGAGGCAUCAUUAGGACUACUCUCUUCUAUCAGAAAAGUGACAUUUUGCUCCUUUAAUUCUUAUUGGCUGUGAAACUUUAAACCGUGUUUUAUAGCUACAAUGUCAUAUUUUAAAGUAGCAUACCGGUCAAGCUUAUAAUGUAGCUGGAUAUACUGUAUAACGAGGCUAUAUAAGUAUGUAUUAACAUUACACAGCAUUUGGAUAAUUCUAAAGACCAUACUAGAUAUUGCUGCAGCAUCAUUUUGAAAUUGUAAACCGAUGACAUCAGCACCUCUUUGAUCGUUGUUCUGCAGUGUUUCAUGUUAUUUAUUCAAAUCUAAAACCUAUCAUACUGUGUUUGACACAUAAUAAACAUGCCAAGUAGUAGAAAUAGAAAAAUAUUUAUUUUUUAACCAGUGUAUAGAAAACAGACCGAACCAGAAGUGCACAAUACUGAGGACUUUGGGACAAGAAAUGGAUGCACACUAGAGCAGAAAGAAUUUCUUGAAAUCAAAUUUGCACAAAUCUACUGCAUAAACCAAUGCAAAAUUAACAUGCACUAUAUCUAAGCUAUCAUUCAAAUAGUAAAAUAGUCAUUGCGGUUGUGUAUGUCAGAUUCAGUCUGGAACACCGCAAACAUGACACCGAACAAACCACACUCGAUUGUUUAAGUUCUCAACAAUUUGAAGUUGGCUGGCAUGCAAGACACAACACGAUUGUAAUUGUUGCAUUUGAAAUGCCAAAACAAGGUUGGUAAGAUCUGUAGUGAUUGGUGAACAGAAAUUCAAGGAUUUUUUUUCUUUUGAGUGUGUUACACUUUCAGACCAUAAAAAAGGAUCAUUGUGCUUCAUGGUAGAACAGUUAAAUUUCAUAUAUAAAUUCUUUGUCGUUAUCAUUCAUCCUUCAGGAGGCUACUUAAUGUCUCACAGUCAUUCAGUUCAUUUCAUUUUUGUAAAAACAGUAAGUGUAAUAGAGGGACACAUUCACAAUAAGUCACAAUAAUUCACAUUGCCACUAAUACAAGCAUUUGUGUGCCUCAGCAGCUGGUGAGUUUGCAUAUGAUUAUAAAUCUAAAUGCUCUGGGCUUUAGCAAAAAAGUUUGGCAUUUGCUCAUGACAAAGCCCCCAUCUUGAACCCUGAGCAUCGUGGUUCGUUCGUCUGAGAGCACACUGUCAUUUUGUUUCAAAUUACAUCAGAAUGACAAAAAACUCAGAACAAGAAACCAAGAAAAUUGCAUAUUGAUUCAGGCUUUGGUUAACAAAAAACAUCUCUUCAAAAAACAAUAUAAAGUGCCAUAUUUCAUUUUCAUCUUUUCUUCUUUAAGACACACAUGAUUUGUCAGUCUCCACUGAGUUUGGAAUGAAGAAUGAGCACAAAACAGAGACCUGUAUUUACAUGUUACAUCAUGCGGUAGCCACGUAAGGCUUUUUUUCUUCUUCUUCUUCUUCUUCUUCUUCUUAGAGAUAGAUCAAACCCUGUGUCUGGGACGUUUGGGCAGCUCAAUGUAGCAUUAGUGUUAAAGUGCAUUGUAGUGUUGUUAUGGCACGAGCAUCUAAUAUGUAAAGUAAAAACAUGGUUUGGUCCAAAUAUCUAGAUGUGUAUUGAAAGGCAAACCAAGAUUUUCCUCGAAUAGUCUAUGUGGUUUCCUGUUUGCUAAGCAGAACCUCCAGCAAGCGUAGUUUGGCUUUCAGGCUUUUAUACUCUUGGUAUUCUUCUGUCAUGGGAAUCCGGUCGUCCUUUUGUGCAGUCCUUGUGUGAUUUGAGAGCAGAAAAAGAAAAAAAAAAGAGAAGAGGAAACAUUAAUAGAGACCUUGUGAGCCCAUAUGCAGUGAGAAUAACCCUUGUGUUGCCUUAUUGAAAUAGUUUUGUACAUCAGUGGAUAUCAGCUGAAAGAAAAUAGAUUUUAUUUUCUGCGAAACAUUUGAAACACUGUGUACAGAAUCAUUGUGUUUUUGGUGCAUUGAGCCCCCCCCCAAUUAAUUUUUCUCAAUUGUAUUGAUGUGCAUUACGAUAACUAUACUGAAAUGCCUCGUGGAUGUGUGUAUCUUUUCCUUUCUCCUGCUGUUCGUGGUUUACAAACACCAAAUGUAACAUACGUAUUCAUUAAAACAUGU
Molecule: messenger RNA, 3454 nt
Organism: Neoarius graeffei (lesser salmon catfish)
Lineage: Eukaryota; Metazoa; Chordata; Actinopteri; Siluriformes; Ariidae
Gene: phyhiplb
Product: phytanoyl-CoA 2-hydroxylase interacting protein-like b
Exons: 5
Coding region: 156-1151 (331 amino acids)
Cellular component (GO): cytoplasm
Molecular function (GO): protein binding
Source: RefSeq, a predicted model, not a curated record